This is a messenger RNA of Sturnus vulgaris (Common starling), 2093 nucleotides long. The record is from RefSeq and is a predicted model, not a curated record. Lineage: Eukaryota; Metazoa; Chordata; Aves; Passeriformes; Sturnidae.
GUUGGCAGCGCCGGGCGGGCCCGCGGCUGCCGCGGUCGGGUGAGCCCGGGCUGGGUGUGUGGGCGGCGCUGGCCGGACUCGGCUGCGGGGCCCGUCCCUGAGGCUGUGUGAGGGAGCGCUGAGCGCCUUCCCUCGGGGCUGGAACAAGGGGUUUUGCUGCCACGUUCAUUAGGAAGUCAUAUGAUGUCAGAAAAGUUGAUAUCACUCCCCUGGAGCAGAGGAAGGUGACUUUUGAUACCCAUGCUUUAGUGCAGGAUCUGGAAGCCCAUGGCUUUGGGAAGGAGCAAGCACAGACCAUCGUGUCGGCGUUGAUAACCCUGUCCAAUGUCAGCUUAGACACCGUCUAUAAGGACAUGGUUACACAGGCCCAGCAGGAAAUAACUUUACAGCAGAUAAUGGCACAUUUGGACUCCAUUCGAAAAGAUAUGGUCAUCCUGGAGAAAAGUGAAUUUGCAAACUUGAGAGCAGAGAACGAGAAAAUGAAAAUUGAAUUAGAUCAAGUUAAACAGCAGCUAAUGACUGAAACCGGCAAAAUCCGUGCUGACAGCAAGCUAGACAUAAACCUGGAGAGGAGCAGGGUGACAGAUAUGUUUACAGAUCAGGAGAGGAAACUGAUGGAAGCAACUACAGAGUUUCAUAAAAAAGAUGCAAAUACCAACAGCAUUAUCUCAGAAAUCAGUUAUAAAAUUGACACUGAAAUAGCUUCCUUAAAAACGCUCAUGGAAUCGAAUAAACUUGAUACCAUUCGCUAUUUGGCAGCUUCAGUGUUCACUUGCCUAGCAAUAGCACUGGGAUUUUACAGGUUCUGGAAAUAAAUCUACAUGGAAUGACUGCACUAAAUACAGACAGAAAAGGCCACCCAGGCAACACCAGUUUGACUAUCAUACUUGUGCUGUAGAUAACCUUGGAACCUUUUUGUUUUAUAAUAAAAAUGUUUUCUGAAUCUGUAACACUAAAGAACAAAAUUACUGGGGGGAAGUAGCCAAAUAGUAAAAUUUUAUUGUCUCCUGUUCAAUACUUUAUUUAUUUCAAAGUAUUUCUUAUGCUAUACCAGAAAGUUUCUUAAUAUCUUUUAGAAUUAAAUUUGUUUUCUUUCUGGAAAAUUCUCACUCUCAGCUUCUUUCAAAAUGGAAAUAUUAAACACUUUAUUUACCCUUGAAAUGGGAAUACAAUUUCCAAAUUAGUGUUCCCAGUAUGGGGAUGCUAAUACCAGACUUCAACAUAGCUAAUCUAAUCCAAGAAAAUUAAUUUAUCUUGAACAUAGGCUCAGGAUUUUGCCUUCAGUCUGUUCCUCACUUUUCUGAUGAAUUGUAGCUUAGCCUUUUGGGGUUUUUUCUACAUGUAAAAGCACACUCCAGGCCUUUACUAAGGAACCUCCUUGGUUUUUUUUCCUUGAAAACUGAUUUACAUGAAUGCAAAGUCUCAUGUACAAAAUGUCUUUAUAGAUUUAUUUUCUUUAGUAUCUUCUGCAAUUUCUGUAAGCCCAGAGAUCAAAAGAAUUAGAGAAUUUCUCUGUCUUUGCCUUUCCAAGAGGAAAUGCCUCCACUCCCAGCAGCUGUGUACAGCCCUGGGGCAGAUAAGUGCUCUUAACUUCCCCCCCAAGUAGCGCAGAGUAUUUCCAAGGAACCUGCACAUACUUUCUGGGCAUAGUAUCUGGCUCUUAAUAUAAUAAUCUCAGUGGUGCCAGUGAUCCUCCUCCCCACUCCUCCAGACUCUUCUGUAAUCCUGUGGGACACACUGACCCUCCUGACCACUCUGCCUUCUGCAAGGACUUGACAGCUCUGGCUGCAGAGUUGCAACACAGGUGGAUGCCUUCCAAACAUGAAGCAGUUCCAUCUUGUUGAGUACAAACGCAGAUGCUUGGUUUGAUUCUUUUAGUAAAAUAGUAUUUUUUGAAGUGUUUGUGGAUUAACUUUGAAGUAAGAAUAGGCCUUUUAUGUGCUAAGGACUAUGUAGUACUGACUAGUGGCAUUUUUUUUAUUGCUGUUUUAUUCUGUUUACAGUUGAACUUGCUGGUAUUCUGCCAAUUCUUAUAUUUUCUGCAUUAAAUUAUUUAUCAUCUUCAUUCAAGAAAAUAAAAUUAAUUUCCUAUA